AUGAAGGCUUCUAAGUGGCUGUUUCUGUCAGCCAGGCACCUUCACUGCCUCCUGCCUCUCAUAGGUUCCGCGCCUUUCUCUUUCCGGCUAGCGCCCACAGCUUGUCUCCAGUCUGGUACAUGUCCUGCAGGGCAACAACGUGGUGAACGGCCACUCACAGGGCUGUCCGCCUUCAUGAACCACGGGUCAGGGGGUCUGUACAUUUUUGCAAGCACCGAUACUGUGGAAAAGUGCCCUAAGAUAUCUCACGUUUUGCCCUGGAUUAUGUCACCCAGGCUGUCACCUUCAUCAUUUACCACUUCCAGCCAGCCAGUCGGUGGGCCUUCGCUUGCCUAUGACGUAGGCCUGAUGUUGGUGAGCCAAACUCACACGGGGUGCAUACAUUUUGCCUGGCACCGAUACAAUUUGGGCAAUGACAAACGUUCUCGAACAACAAAUGAUAUGUAG
Macroventuria anomochaeta is the source of this 447-nucleotide messenger RNA. RefSeq lists its product as uncharacterized. NCBI's taxonomy places the organism in Eukaryota, Fungi, Ascomycota, Dothideomycetes, Pleosporales, Didymellaceae. Bases 1 to 447 code for a protein of 148 amino acids. The transcript has 4 exons. The record is from RefSeq and is a predicted model, not a curated record.